CCAACUAACACUAACACCAAACACCAAACUCCUCCUUUAUUGGUCUUUAGCCUCUCUGGCCUCCCCUUAAAGAAACAGAAAAGCCAAUGGCAAUCAUAGUAAAACAAUAAAGCAGCAAAGCUAAUGGAAGUGGGUGGUGUGGUGGUCCUCCCCUUAUUAAAUGUCUCCUUGCCCUCCAUUUCUAUUCAAAAUUCAAACUCAACCCAGCUCCCAGAUCCCUAGCCUCCCUCUUCCUUCCUACUUCUCUUCUCUUUUCUCUAAGUGCUCCACUUAACAUUUUUUAACACAGAAGUUUAUAGUUGAGGAAGAGACGCAGCCGAGAGGCUUGUGUCAAUGGAAGUGAACAGAGAAGAGAGAAGGGUAAUUUGGUAAUUGAGAGCAGGGGUGAGUAAAGCAAAGAAAAUGAGCACAGCUAGAUUCAUCAAGUGUGUCACUGUUGGAGAUGGAGCUGUUGGGAAGACAUGCAUGCUAAUCUCUUACACCAGCAAUACCUUCCCCACUGAUUAUGUGCCUACAGUGUUCGACAACUUUAGCGCUAAUGUGGUGGUGGAUGGCAGCACAGUUAACCUUGGAUUAUGGGACACUGCAGGACAGGAAGACUACAACAGGCUGAGGCCUCUGAGCUAUAGAGGUGCUGAUGUGUUCUUGUUGGCCUUCUCUCUCAUCAGCAAAGCCAGCUAUGAAAACAUUGCCAAGAAGUGGAUACCUGAGCUGAGGCAUUAUGCUCCAACAGUCCCCAUUGUGCUUGUGGGAACCAAACUUGAUUUGCGGGAGGACAAAGAGUAUUUGAUUGAUCAUCCUGGUGCUACACCCAUAUCAAUUGCACAGGGUGAAGAGCUGAAGAAGGCAAUUGGUGCUGCUGUUUAUAUAGAGUGCAGCUCCAAGACUCAGCAGAAUGUGAAGGCUGUGUUUGAUGCUGCCAUCAAAGUUGUUCUGCAACCCCCUAAACCAAAGAAAAGGCGACGGAAGGCGAGGCAUUGUGUGUUUCUCUAAAUUUUCAUGUUACUUUUCUCUCUUGUAACAACCACAGUUCCUCUUCUAAGUCCUCAUUUUCCAUUUAUGCCAGUACUCUUGGCAUUUGUUGUUUUUCAUUUUCUGCUUGUAUUUUCCCUUAUGUAAUAUUAUUGUGUUCCAUACUUCUUGUGGACUAUAAAGAAGGCAAAUAUGUUGUAAUCUCAGUGCUCAAGCAAAGCAAGAUAGCACUGGACUGAGGCAGAUAGUGGUCUGUAUGCCCUAUUAUACCAUACAGAAUUUUUUUUAUUUU
Molecule: messenger RNA, 1264 nt
Organism: Prunus mume (Japanese apricot)
Lineage: Eukaryota; Viridiplantae; Streptophyta; Magnoliopsida; Rosales; Rosaceae
Product: rac-like GTP-binding protein RAC2
Biological process (GO): small GTPase-mediated signal transduction
Molecular function (GO): GTPase activity; GTP binding
Source: RefSeq, a predicted model, not a curated record